Molecule: messenger RNA, 558 nt
Organism: Peronospora matthiolae
Lineage: Eukaryota; Oomycota; Peronosporomycetes; Peronosporales; Peronosporaceae
Source: the annotation of a GenBank genome assembly
AUGACGGCGAUCUACAUCAAGAACCGCCUGCCUUCACCCAAGAUCGACCACAAGACUCCGUUCGAAAUCGUGUACAAGUCGAAACCAAGUGUCAAGCACAUGCGCGUGUUUGGAUGUCGAGCGUUUAUCCUGACACCAAGGGAGAAGCGAUUGAAGUGGGACCCGAAGGCUCGUGAAGGGAUUUUCAUGGGCUACGAAGAAGCGUCAAAAGCUUAUCGAGUGUACGACAUUGAGGCGGGCCAAGUGGCGAUCAGUCGUGACAUCACCUUCGACGAAUCGACUUUUGACUUUUCGAUGGACCGACCAAGUGACGAUGAUGAAGAUGCGGAGUUGGACCUCGACCUCCUGGCGAUCAACGAGGACGACGUGCGUCAAACCGUCUACAAGCAGACUGGCAAGCGCAAGAGUGAAGCAAGACCCGGCAUGUCACGUUCAGCUCGCCCUCGAACUGGGUUGGAACAAGCAAGUGCGCCGGAACACGUCUCCAACCGUCACCAGAAACGACGAUCAAGUGCUCCAGAAACGAUGUCUGAUGACGAAGAAGAUGCAAGCUGUUGA